GGCGACCCCCCCCGGGGCUAGGCAGCAGCCCGCCCGAGGCGGAGGGAGGGGCGGCGGGGUCCGGGGGUCCCCCCCGGCAGUGCCUGCGGGAGGGAGCCGGGGGAGGAGAGGCUGGGGAGCAUCUCCGAGCCGGGGCUGCCUCUCCGGGAGCGAGGGAGGGCCAAAACUGCCGCCUCCCUGCUAUCCUCCCGUCCCCGAAUUUCCAGGGCUGGGGUGGGGAGAAAGAAAACAGAGGACCUCAGCUGGGACCUCCCGGCGGGAGCGACUGCAAAGGAGCCAAGGCAGGCGUCGGAGGGGGGGCAGCGGCAUCCCGAGGAGAGUCCCCCUCCCUCCUCCGCUCCCCGCAGCCGCUGCCUCAGGAUGCGGGUCCCGCUGCUGCCGCUGCUGCUGCUGCUGCUGCCGGGGCUGCUCCCCGCCGUGCCGGCCCAGAAACUCUCCGCCCUCACGUUUUUGAGAGUGGACCAAGACAAAGACAGAGAAUGCAGCCUGGACUGUGCAGGUUCCCCUCAGAAAUCACUUUGUGCAUCUGAUGGAAGAACUUUUCUGUCCCGGUGUGAAUUUCAGCGAGCAAAAUGCAAAGACCCUCAGCUGGAAAUAGCCUACCGGGGCAACUGCAAAGAUGUUUCCAGAUGUGUGGCUGAGAGGAAGUACACCCAGGAACAAGCUCGCAAGGAAUUUCAACAAGUGUUUAUUCCAGAAUGCAAUGACGAUGGCACAUAUAGUCAGGUUCAGUGCCACAGUUACACUGGAUACUGCUGGUGUGUCACUCCCAACGGUCGUCCUAUCAGCGGUACCGCUGUGGCCCACAAAACUCCCCGGUGCCCAGGUUCAGUCAGUGAGAAGCUGCCACAACGAGAAGGUGCAGGAAAAACAGUCUCCUUGCAAAUCUUUUCCAUUCUGAAUUCAGAUGAUGCCUCAGCUCCCGCGCUGGAGACGCAGCCUCAAGGUGAUGAAGAAGAUAUAGCUUCUCGUUAUCCUACCUUAUGGACUGAGCAAGUAAAGAGUAGACAAAACAAAACCAAUAAAAGCUCAGCAUCAUCAUGUGAUCAAGAACUUCAGUCAGCCCUGGAGGAAGCUAAACAGCCCCAGAAAGACAAUGUGUUCAUUCCAGAGUGUGCUCAGGGUGGCCUCUACAAACCAGUGCAGUGCCAUCCUUCUACAGGCUACUGCUGGUGUGUUCUGGUGGAUACGGGACGUCCCAUCCCUGGUACAUCAACCAGGUAUGAACAACCUAAAUGUGAUAACGGUGCCAGAGCUCACCCAACCAAAACAAAGGACUUGUACAAAGGACGCCAGCUUCAAGGUUGUCCUGGGGCCAAGAAGAAUGAGUUCCUGACUAGUGUUUUGGAUGCAUUGUCCACGGAUAUGGUGCACGCAGUCUCUGAUCCAUCAUUGUCUUCUAGCCGGGUUUCAGAGCCUGAUCCAAAUCAUACUCUGGAGGAGAGAGUGGUCCACUGGUAUUUCAAACAGCUAGAUAAAAAUUCCAGUGGUGAUAUUGGCAAGAAAGAAAUCAAGCCAUUUAAGAGAUUCCUAAGAAAGAAAUCAAAACCCAAAAAAUGUGUGAAGAAGUUUGUGGAAUACUGUGAUGUGAACAACGAUAAGUCCUUGUCAGUUCAAGAAUUAAUGGGCUGCUUGGGAGUGACAAAAGAAGAAGGUAAAGCAGAAACAAAGAAACGCCAUACGGCUCCUAAAACCAACACUGAGAGCACUUCAUCCAGCAGGCAGCAAGUUUCUAAGAAGCAAGGGUGAACAGCUUACUGAUCCAAGGCAGAUCUCUUUGACAUGUGGGAGAUUUCCUCACCAAAAGGCAAUAAAAACAACUGUAGUAUUUGCACUUUGUACUUAAAAAUGUAAAUUCACUUUGUAGAAAUGAAAUAUUUAAACAGACUUUUUUUUAAUCUGUGAAAAUGUAAUGGCUAGUUUUGAAAAAUUAUCACAUACAAUGUAUGUGUAUUCUUUUGUUGUCUGAAAUAUGUAAAACGUGUUGGAGAUGUAAAAGUUUGCAUUUAAACCAUUUUUUUAAAAAUAGCUUUUUGGCGAACAGUAGCAUAGAAACCUGAUUCUAUGUAUUUUGGUUUCAAUAGUAUGCCUUGUUUUUCUUAAUCAAUACUGUCAUUUAAGUAGAGUUAUGCUGAAAAGUCUACUGUAUUCUCAAUUGUGUCCAAGCAGUGUUGGAUGUUUCAGGUUUGCAGGACUGAGGGAAGUGCGUAAAUUGCUGUUGACUUGGUUUUGCAGUUUUUAACUGAACAGAUUUUUCAUUGGUGGCAAUAUUUUAUUUCAUUUUGUUUUUAUUGUUAUUAUUAUGCUUUCCAAAGGUCAUGCAAUGAGAAUUCAACCACUAAUGGAUUGAAAACAGUUAUUCUGCAGUUGGGAUACUUGUAGAAAAAUGUAUCCUUUUAUCCAUUUUUGAGGUGCCUUCCAUUAUAAAUUUUGGUAGGAUUUUUUCCCCUGUUUGUUUUCACUUGGGUUAUUAAUACAGCAAACCAACAAGGAGUAAGGUGGAUUGUAACGUCGCCCCAGUCUGGUUCAGCCUGGGUCUGAAAGCAUGUUGCUGUGGUCAGUGCAAAGCAGGAGCAGAGUUUGUAUGGGUCAGAAUUGCAAAUCUAACUACAAAGAGACAGGGGAGGCUAAACACCUUGUUGAGCUUUUGCCUCCCCUCACCCUGGCUGCCCCCAUCACCUCUUUGGUUUGCUUCAGGCUCUGCUGGAGGUAAAGCUGAACAAAUUAUGAACAUCACUGUCAGGAGGGGCUGCUCGCAUCGGCCCUGCCUGAGGCUUUUUCCUCGCUGUCUGAAAGAAGUUCUCACAAGUUUUCAUACCUUCUCUGUCAUUUUUGCCCCCAGUGCUUUUUCGUAUGUGUGUGUGAAGGGAAUAAGAACUUGCGGAUGUGAAUUUAGAGCAGGGGACCCAAGUAAAAGAGGUUCAGCUCUUGAACAACUGUGAGUUACAAGCAGCUGGGUUGAUCGAUGCAGUGGUAGAGGGACUGCUGGCAUCUAGGAGCUGACAGGGAAAGGCAGGAAUGUUGCAACAAGCAGUGAUUUCAUUCUGGUUUGUUUAAAUAACGUGUGGGAACUGACAUGUGACUAGCUAAUCAUAAUAGCACCCUGGCUUGAGCUUGUACCUGGAAAAGCUUUUUUGCAAAUAAAAAUGUUUCAUUUCAAUUUCAACAUAUGCUGAAGUGAUAGGAAACACUGUAUGCAGUGGAGUUGUACCCCAGAAAUCACAUACUCUAAGCUUUGGCAGCAGGAGGAACCAAGAUGCAGCUGUGUGUUAUCUUGUAUUUUUGUUUUAAAAAUUAAUUGUUAUUCUUUUAUGCUGUUAAACUUUGAAUUUAAUCUUCUUUAUUAAAGAUUAAAGAUCAGUAUGUUAUCAAA
Messenger RNA from Harpia harpyja (harpy eagle), 3373 nucleotides. It is a transcript of the gene SMOC2, whose product is annotated as SPARC related modular calcium binding 2. Gene Ontology annotation, cellular component: basement membrane. Gene Ontology annotation, biological process: extracellular matrix organization. Gene Ontology annotation, molecular function: extracellular matrix binding; heparin binding; protein binding. The transcript has 13 exons. The record is from RefSeq and is a predicted model, not a curated record. Lineage: Eukaryota; Metazoa; Chordata; Aves; Accipitriformes; Accipitridae. Bases 361 to 1749 code for a protein of 462 amino acids.